AUGUCAUAUGUAAACAAAGCUCUCUUCACAGAAACACAACCCAAUGAACUUAAUUUGUUUACCUUACCACCAACGCAGACAGCUGUGGAAAAAAUUUACUAUCAAGAAAUACGACCAAUAUCACAACUAAGCAACAAUACUAGUCCAAUAGAGUUCAACAUAACUGGUCAAAGUGGUUUGGAGUAUCUGGACCUAAAGAGAAGUCAAGUUUAUUUAAAGGUUCGAUGUCGCAAAGGAAAUGGACAGAACCUAUCUCCUGAUGAUCAUGUUGGACCAGUCAACAUGUUGUUGCAUGCUUUAUUCCAACAAGUUGAUGUUAAUGUUCAAGGAAAAAUUAUAACUUCAUCCACUGGUCACUAUCCAUAUCGAGCUAUGUUUCAAAUAAUAUGUGGAUUUGGUCAAGCAGCAAAGCGAUCUCAACUCUCUGCAAUUCUUUGGGAAAGAGACACACCAUCAGCAUUUGAUGAUGCAGAUGUUAACACAGGUCGAAAUCUUGGGUUAUAUGCACGUUCACAAUACUUUAAAGACAGCAAAAUAGUUGAGCUACAGGGACCAAUUUACCAUGAUGUAUUUCAGACAGAUCGAUAUCUCUUAAACCAAACAUCGGUUACAGUAAAGUUUUUUCGAUCUAAACCUGAAUUUUACCUUAUGACACAGAAAGAAAAUGCAGACUUUGUAAUUGAAAUUGAGGAUAUGGUGCUUAAGAUUUGUAAAAUACAACUGUCUCCAGCAAUACUUUACGCUCAUGCACACAUUUUAGAAUCAGCAAAUGCUUGCUAUCCUUAUACGCGAACUGAGGUAAAGAUGCUAUCUGUUCCAACGGGUCAAAUCAACGUGACUUGGGAUCAAAUAUAUCAAAAUGCAAGACCAAACCGUAUUCUUGUAGCCCUAGUAAAGAGUCAAAGUGUAGCUGGAAGUUAUACCUUAUCACCAUGGAACUUUCUCCCCUUUGAUAUUAGUCAGAUUAAUUUAUCUGUGGAUGGAAUACCAGUCUCCGGAAACACAAUGAAACUAAACUACUCAUCACCGACCAAUCAUCUUGAUCUGCCAAUACUUACAGCAUUGUAUGAAGUGACUGGUCGUUGGAUGCGAGACUGUGAUUUAGACAUUAACAGAGAAGACGUUGCAGGAGGAUAUUGCAUUUUUGCUUUUGAACUGGAACCAACCUUUCAAUAUAUGAACUGUAUGUCGCUGAUGAAACAAGGAAAUGUUCGAUUAGAUCUCCAGUUUGCAGCAGGUGUACCCGAACCUAUAACAGUUGUUUUAUAUAGUGAAAACAUGGGAUAUUUCGAAUUGACAAAAACCAGAGAUAUUGUUUUAUAA
Saccostrea echinata is the source of this 1323-nucleotide messenger RNA. RefSeq lists its product as uncharacterized. Lineage: Eukaryota; Metazoa; Mollusca; Bivalvia; Ostreida; Ostreidae. The record is from RefSeq and is a predicted model, not a curated record. The transcript has a single exon. Gene Ontology annotation, molecular function: ribonucleoside-diphosphate reductase activity, thioredoxin disulfide as acceptor. Gene Ontology annotation, cellular component: cytosol. Gene Ontology annotation, biological process: deoxyribonucleotide biosynthetic process. Bases 1 to 1323 code for a protein of 440 amino acids.